Messenger RNA from Neodiprion fabricii, 5661 nucleotides. RefSeq names its product discoidin domain-containing receptor 2-like (gene Ddr). The transcript is spliced from 18 exons. Gene Ontology annotation, cellular component: signaling receptor complex. The record is from RefSeq and is a predicted model, not a curated record. The coding region runs from base 384 to 3263 and encodes 959 amino acids. NCBI's taxonomy places the organism in Eukaryota, Metazoa, Arthropoda, Insecta, Hymenoptera, Diprionidae. Gene Ontology annotation, molecular function: ATP binding; protein tyrosine kinase collagen receptor activity; collagen binding. Gene Ontology annotation, biological process: positive regulation of kinase activity; multicellular organism development; protein phosphorylation.
AGAAGAGCGUCGGCAUCGAACGGACGCAGCGCGAAGCGACAUCUCGAGUCGAGUCCGAAGCUCCGCGUAUCACGGGGCGGGAAUUUAAAUGACCGUCGCGUAAACUUUCCCGCCAAGUGCCGCGAAAAGUCGUAAAUUAAAAGCUGAUUGAUUUCCAAUCGAUCCGUAAUCGGCGGACCGUCGCUCGUGUUUUCUUUUUUUCAGUGAAUAAUUGUGCGAGUUUGUCUUCGUUGUUCCGAGUCAUCGAAGAGCCUCGAUGUGAAUCAAAACCUGGGAAUUAAUACAACGCAACCUCCUUUUCAACCCGGAAAAUCAUCCCCUACAUUCGACUUGGUGAAGAGGAGUUACAGUCGGAGUCAUGUUGGAGCCCAGAUCCGAGGCGGAUGGUCGCCUCUGCCUACGAUGAGGACCUUCGAGGCCUGGGGGUAAUGGCUGAAUCUCAGCUUGGCGGCAAGAUGAGACUUGCACCUGAGCUUCGCGACGUCCUGAUCCUGAUUCUAGGCCUCCUCUUUAUCGGGCGGGUCCCUGAAUCCCUGGCCCUGGACCUCGGGCAAUGUACCGUGGCCCUGGGGAUGGAAAAUGGGGAAAUUCCUGACGACGACAUCACGGCAAGUUCCAUGUACGAUCCAAGCCUCGGACCGAAGCACGCAAGACUGCGCCAGGACAAGGGUGGCGGCGCUUGGUGUCCCCGAAACAUGGUGACUAAGGAAGGCAAGGAGUACCUCGAGAUCAAUCUCCACACCACCAGGGUUCUAACCUCGGCCCGGACUCAGGGAAGGUUUGGAAACGGUCACGGAGUCGAAUACACCGAGGAGUAUUUCGUCGAGUAUUGGCGCAACGGGUUCACCAAAUGGACGAGGUGGAGAAACCGGCGAGGAAUGGACCUGCUCGUCGGUAACAACAAUCCCUACACAGAGAAGGAGCAGACGUUCGACCCACCGAUAGUGGCUACAAGAAUACGUUUCAUCCCCUACACGUCCCACAUGAGGAUAGUCUGUAUGCGAGUUGAACUUUACGGCUGUCCCUGGACCGAAGGCCUCGUCUCCUACUCUAUGCCCCAGGGAAUUCAACGAGGAUCCGAGGUCGAUCUUUCAGACAGAACCUACGACGGCCGCGAGGAGGGUGGACACCUCUCAAGGGGCUUGGGCCAACUCGUUGACGGCCGUAAGGGCGCCGACAAUUUUCGUCUGGACGUCAGUGGCAAUGGGAAGGGAUACGAGUGGGUCGGAUGGCGCAACGACACCCCAAACAUGAUUGGUCAUCCGGUUGAAAUAACAUUCGAAUUCGACUACGCGAGGAACUUCACCGCUAUGCAUCUCCACACGAAUAACCUCUUCUCCAAGGACGUACAGGUCUUCUCGCACGCCAAGGUCUACCUCAGCGGCGGUGCGGGAAGUCAGUUCAACGGCGAGCCGGUCCAUUUCUCCUACAUGCCGGACCUCGUCUUAGAACAGGCUCGUGACGUCACCAUAAAGCUCCACUCGCGGGCCGGUCGGUACCUCAAACUUCAGCUGUACUUUGCCGCCAAAUGGAUAAUGCUCAGUGAAGUCGUCUUCGAGUCUGUCAUCUCCGAGUGGAACAACACCGACGACGAUGACGCAAGGAACCGUAGCACCAUCGUCAUCCCCGGAGCGACGGGAAGUCCGUAUCAAAACAACGAGGGUCCGCUUCAGAGGGACGAAGUCAAAGCCACCUUCAACAACAACAACGACGCCACACGGAGUGACAAUAUCUUUCCAGACAAGAGUAAAGAGCCGGAAUCCCGGCAGCUUAUCGGUCUUGUGAUCGGCAUACUGACGACGGUCAUCGUCAUGCUGUUGGCUGCCAUCACCUUCAUAUUCUACCGCAACCAGAGACUCAAGGCGACAUUGUCACCGCCGACCUUCUACGACCAACAUAACGAGCACCAGCAUCCCGAGACCAAGGUCUGCGUCGAGGAUACGGCCCAAGGAACGGAAGAAGCCCCGGAAGACAAGGGUCCGAUCUGUCCCCCACUUCCGCCGCAGUACCAUUCCGCAGUCUACAAAACGUCACAGCCUCGGAAGACCUGCCUGGACUAUGAUCCCGAGGGACUCACGGAAAUACAGCAGCCGGUGAUCCCGCUGCUGAUGAACGCCGCAAUCAAUAUUUCAAGGCCGAUUCCACCUGUCGACGAGUACCAGUCUGAUCCACCGCCGAUACCACCGCCGCCUGAAAAGUACUACGCAAGCACGGAAAUACUGAAGAGCCCCCUACCACCCCUCCCACCAUCCCCUACGCCCCCACCAAGCGCCAAAGCAUCGAGCAGCAUGACGAGCUACAGUCCGGAGGACAUGCUGACCGAGGAGGAGGACGAGGAACUCGGGAUAUUCGACUUCCCCAGGGAGCGGCUCAGCAUCGUUGAGAACCUCGGGAACGGCGCCUUCGGCGAAAUUCACCUCUGCGAGGUUGACAGGUUCCCGGGGUUCGACGACGUCUUCAGGUCAGCUGGCAGCCACCUCGUUGUCGUCAAGUCCCUUCGGCCUGGCUCGUCCGAGACUCUCAGGGUAGAAUUCCAAGAGGAAGCAAAGCGACUGGCGCGUCUCUCCGACUGGAACGUUUUUCGAUUGCUCGGUGCCAGCCUCGAGGACGAUCCGAUGUGCAUAGUCCUCGAGUACGGAGAAUUCGGCGACCUGAAUCAAUACCUGCAGAGUCACAUAGCCGAAACGUCGAGCGUUCAGACCGCCAAAACGCUGAGCUUUGGUACCCUGAUGUACAUGGCCACCCAGAUUGCAUCUGGCAUGAAGUAUCUUGAGGAGAUGGAUUUCGUUCACAGGGAUCUCGCCACAAGGAAUUGCCUCGUCAAUCGAGGCCAUGGUAUCAAGGUUUCCGACUUGGGACCAGGACGGAGACUCUACGCUGCAGACUACUUCCGGAUCGACGAUCGGCCACCUUUACCCAUCCGCUGGAUGGCCUGGGAGUCGAUACUCCUGGGGAAAUACACGUCGAAGAGCGACGUCUGGGCGUUCGCCGUUACACUUUGGGAGGUCCUCACCUUCGCAAGGGAACAGCCAUUCGAGGAGUUGCCCGAUUACCGCGUCGUCGAGAACGCGACCCUCUUCUGCCAGGACAACGAGAGGCGGUUCGUCCUACUUCCGCUGCCAAAAAACUGCCCCAAGGAGAUUUACGAGCUGAUGCGCGAGUGCUGGCAGCGUGGUGAAAACGACAGGCCAACCUUCCGUGAGAUCCACUUAUUCCUGCAGCGUAAGAACCUCGGUUACAGGCCAAACAACAACGUCACCUGAUACAGAGAGCUGGAAGGCUGGAACCUGAUUCGGCUUUCGAUGAUCGGAGAACUAAACGGCAACUGGAUGCAGUGGGGAUACCCUAACAAUUACCCCUAAGCUCUUAAAGGGGUCAAGACUGGACCAAUACCUUGUAUCCUAUCCCCGUAAACAAUAUUCACCCCCUGAUGAUAUGCGUCGAGUCGAUAGAGAUCGUCUGCCGUCGCAAGAUUUUACAGGGUGAAUUUCUGACGACCGAACGGAUCGGUAUCCGUUAAAAUCAAACGCGCAUGCGCUGAAAUUAAAGAGCGCGGCUGCUUGCCAGGGUGACCAACCGUCGCGAGCUUAACCUCAAAAAUUUUCACAACUGUCGGUGCUGAGCGCGACUGUGAAAAAAUUUUUGAGACUACGUUCUCGACCGUUGGUCAACCUGGCAAACAAUUGCUAUCUGAAAUUUCAGCGCAUGCGCGUUUGAUUUUAACAGACGCCGGACUAUUCGAUCGUUAGCUAUUCACUUUGUGGAUUAUAGCGUAUACGGAGAGAUGCUCGAGGAUCUAUAAUGUUGUUCCUUAGUUUUUACUCUUCCUUCGAUUAUCCCGCGCAGAAUAAUCUCAGCCAGAAAAGCCACAAAAAAUACACACCUGAUUCACGCGAUUAAAAAGUUCGAUAAAUGCGGUCAUGCAAGCCGGUCGUUUUCUCCGUCUGCAGACGUGAUGAACACCGUUAUUAACCUCAUUAUUGUUGUUAUUAUUAUUGGUAUAUCAUUCAUCGCAGGGUUAAUUACUCAACCCACUGCGAAGAAUUCGGAACGAACGGAUUAUGUUCAAGAAAUAUAUGCCCGAUUUUUUUGCCACGUUUUUUUUCUUGACAAUAGUCAUUUUGUUCAUCGUUUACUUAUGCAUAAAAAUGUUUUUAGCAUGAACAAGCGGUUCUGUAUACACGUGAAUCAUAUCGCAGGAUCUGAGAUAAAAGAUUCUAGCGUAAAAGCUAACAAAAUUGUUGAUUAAUCGAACGUAAAAAGAAUGGAAAUGAAUAAAUUUAAUAGGCAAAUAAUCGUUGCGAGGUAUAAUUGCAGCCGAUAUUGAUAAGCCGUUGUAGAAAAUAAAGACGAAGAAUUGUAUUGCAAUAAGUUAUAGAUAAUUAUCUAAUUCUUAAGCUUCAAUAAUGCGCUUAGCCCGAGUGCAUGAAUAUUUGACAAUACCGUGGUGGUUGCAGAAUAAAAAAGAAAUAAAAUAAAAUAUAUAUAUAUAUAUAUAUACAUAUGACAUAGUGUAUAUGAAAAUAUAUAUAUAUAUAUAUAUACACAUAUCUAUAAUAAAUAUUAUAUAAAAGUUGUUGACGAAUGAGGUAAGAGAUUGGAAAUUAAUAAUUGAGGAGAAGAAGAAAAUAAAAAGAAAAAAAAAAAUUUACGAACGAAUAGGUAAAAACAUUUGGUAGUAGCGUUUUAGUAACAUGAUUAAAGAGUGAAAAAGGGUAGACAAAAAAGAAAAAGAAAAAAAAAGAAAAAAAAAAAACGAAGGAAUUAUAAGAAACACUUUAAUUAUAAUACGGGGUAAAAAAAAAAGAAAAAAAAAACGGAAUAAAAUAGCUUAAACAAGGCUUACCUUAUAUACGUUUUAUAUUAAAACAUUUUUACGUAUAUAUAUGUAUAUUUAAUUUGCAAACGUGGUAUCGCGUAUAUAAUUCAAAUUUAUAUAUAUGCACACAAAACACACACACACACACACACACACACGCGAACAUAUAUAUAUACGAUAAACAUGACAACAAUAAUUAUAUUAACGUGAAUAAUAAACGCAUACGUAUACACAUACAAUAUAUACAUGCAUGGAUGAAUAUGAAUUGGGGUUAGUAUAAAAUGAAUCCAAAUAUCGUUUAAGUAAGGUUUAAAGUUUCGCGUAUAUACGACACGUAUACCGUACGAGUAAUUAUGUAAUACUUGUAAUGUCAUGUUAUUAUACAACGACCAAAGAACCAACGACACGAUCAAUGAUCGUGAUAUUAAUUUUUCUACGAUCUGUGUAUAUAUAUAAUUUGAUCGGUUGAAUUAUUGGUUUCUUACCUAAAUUUUCAAUUUCUAUCGACAAACUUAGAUGACGCUUUUUCCAAACCCGCGGUUUCAUUCCAUUUGUAAGUGUACGGAGUGACGCUAGAAAAAAAAACAAAAAAAAUAAAAAAAUAAAUGAAAAAAAGAAAAUAAAAACACUAUGCGUUAAAUAUCGAAGAAAUUUUUUAACGGGACGUAUAAUUUAAAUGUGAAAAGCUUUGUAUCCGAAAAGUGCGAGACGAUAUCUUCGAUAUGGGAAUUAAAAGAAUUGAAACGAAAGAAAAACAACAACAAAAGGACGGUACAUAUAAAAUGGAAACGAAUAAAAAAAAAAAAAAAAAAAACACCGAUGUUCGAAAAUCGUACAUAUCC